CCUGUGAACACACUUGUAUGACGCUUAUCCAGCACUGCCAUGCUGUGGCAAAGCUCUUACUCUAUCUGGAGCUUCUUGUGCUUGUUAACACUUCAUCAAAUUCCUGCUGCAUCUGGAAUCAUUUGUGACCCAGGUGAAAAGGCCACAAGCGAUAGGAAUCGUUGUGAACGUUGCCCAGAGGACCAAUACAACCCUGCCAAGACUGAAAGUAAAGAAUGUCAUAACUGUGACCCUUGUGUUUCCAAUAGUAAGCAAAUUUCACCAUGCACACGAAAAAGUAAUACCAAGUGUCAGUGCUUAAAAGGUUUUGAACCUGUAGACAACACACAACAAAGAUGCUACUGCCAAAAAGGUUCAGGGAUAAAGUUUGCAGGUAAAAAUGUGAUCUGUGAGAAAUGUCCACCAAAAACUUCCACUAUUGACAUUAAUCUCAACUACUCAGAAUGUCAACUACAGCCACAGUAUGUUCGGAUCAGUGUAACUAUUCCAGGAAAUGUCACCACUUACGUCAAUUCCGGAAAUGAAGCGAAAACAGAUGUACCUCCUGCCUUGCCUUUGUCUCAGACAUCCACCAGUACAUUAACCAUGACUUCAACCACCAGCAGAAACUCCAUCUCUACCCCCGCAACCUCAAUUCCUGUGCCCCAAGACAGCACGAAGCAUGCCUUAUGGCUGGCCUCUCUCGCAGGUAUUGUGCUUUUCAUCCUCAUAAUGAAGAUUAGCAGGUGUCCUAAGAAAAAGACAGACAUUGUACGACAAGGUAGUGCUUGUGGUAAGCCAGUUGAGGAAUCCGGUGAGAAAUUCCUCCCACCCUGCUCUUCACAUGCUUUUGUUUAACAUGACUGAAAAAUAGCAGUAGGUAUUAUAUACCAGUCAAACUCACAAUGAUUUAUCUGCACAUUGCAUUGCUAUAGCCCUUGUACGUUCAGUUUGUUCCAUGAUUAAAGGAAACUGAAACUGAUAUGAUCGUCAGAUGCCCCAUGUAAGGAAACUUAAUUGUCAUAUGGUUCUUUUCCCUCAAUUCAUUUAAAUGUCUCUCUUGAUUUUUUUUUUGAGGAUGAGACAUUAUGACAUGUUAUCCUAUAGCAGGAAUUAUUUAAGUUUCAUAUUUUUUAUGAACUUACAGUAUGAUGAUAAAGUGCUCAUGAAAUUAUUUAAAAUUGUAUAUUAGCACUGGAUCAAUAUCUCAUAUACAGUCAGUUUCUUUCAUUAAAGAAAGUCAUUUGUCUUUUAUUUAACAUAUACAUAUAAUGAGAAAUGCAUAGAAAGAUGUUGACUGUUUGAGCUAACUUCGAAACCAGUGUGUAGCUGCUGAAAAAAAUAAACCUUACUGUGAAGCCAUGACCUUUUACUGAUGUUUCCAAAAUGCCCUUCUGUUUUUACCACUGAAAUGGAUCUAUGCCCUUUGAUGACUCACAAGCUCCUGAGAUACCAAACCUGGAUAACUUGCGUGCUUAAGACAAACUGAGAAUGCUUAUUAAAUUGGGUUUUUUCCUUCUUGUUCUCAUUAUGUAAAUUAAAAUAGUUCUUCUGGUGUUUGAAGUUACCACACGAACAGUUCACAUGUUCUUUGGGAUUUCUUUUAUGUUAUUUCUUGUGACAUCUAUAAUGUAUGCAUUUUUUACAAAACUGGAUUUUAUUUAUUCUUUCUUUUUUUUUUUACAAUGUAUUAAAACA
Molecule: messenger RNA, 1677 nt
Organism: Clarias gariepinus (North African catfish)
Lineage: Eukaryota; Metazoa; Chordata; Actinopteri; Siluriformes; Clariidae
Product: tumor necrosis factor receptor superfamily member 3
Exons: 7
Coding region: 40-837 (265 amino acids)
Biological process (GO): regulation of cell population proliferation
Cellular component (GO): external side of plasma membrane
Molecular function (GO): cytokine binding; signaling receptor activity
Source: RefSeq, a predicted model, not a curated record